CCUCGGUGGGCUGCGCUGCGCGUCCACGGGUGCCUGCCGACCUCCUGGGGCAGCGCUGGGUCUCCAUCCGGGCGCUGUGGUUUGGAUGAGAAGCUGGGCAGUCGGCGAGCCGCCAAGCUGGAGCUAGAACUGGCGAUCGCUGGGGCCGAGGCUCCUGUUGCGGGGCAGCUGCUCCUGCAGACCGAGGUCCCCGGGGAGGAUGAGCCCGAAGCGGAGGCGGAGCCGGGCCUCCGGCGGAGCUGCGGCCCCGGGGACCCGCUGCGCUGGCUCAGCACCUUGAUCCUGUGCGCCGCCUUCCUGGGGCUGGGCAUGAGUAUUGCAAUCCUGGGACCCACCUUUCAAGAUCUGGCAACAAAUGUGAACCGCAAUCUCAGCAGUCUCUCUGUGAUCUUCGUGGGCCGGGCCUCUGGCUAUUUGAGUGGCUCUGUUAUUGGUGGAGUUCUUUUUGACAGUAUGAAUCAUUUUCUACUUUUGGGUGUAUCCAUGUUGGCUACCACAGCUGGUCUUUAUCUUGUUCCAUUCUGUAAGACCGCAGUCUUGCUGAUUAUCAUAGUGUCUGUAUUUGGCGUUUCAAUGGGCAUUCUGGAUACAGGGGGUAACGUCCUCAUCUUGGCUGUCUGGGGAGACAAGGGGGCCCCUCACAUGCAGGCCUUACACUUCAGUUUUGCCAUAGGUGCCUUCGUGGCCCCACUGCUGGCUAAAGUGGCACUGGGCACAGCAGUGCCUGCUGAAAGCCACACAGAAGCUGACUUGAACUGUUCUCUGGUCAACCAGUCAUGGGGAGCUGACUCAGACGCUGGAUCCGGGAUUCCUGACAACACAAAUCUGCUGAGGACGUAUUUUAUUAUCGGGACGUACAUUUUGGCUGUUUCUGUCUUUUUCUUUGCUCUAUUUUUGAAAAAGAGAUCCCAAAGUGAAAAAGCGAAAGACUUCACUCGAAGGUCUCGAAGAGCGAAAUAUCACAAAGCCCUUCUUUGUCUUCUUUUCAUCUUCUUCUUUUUUUAUGUUGGAGCAGAAGUGACGUACGGCUCUUACAUUUUCUCCUUUGCAACCAGCCAUGCUGGCAUGACAGAAAGCGAAGCAGCUGGGCUGAACUCCAUCUUCUGGGGCAGCUUUGCAGCCUGCAGGGGGCUGGCGAUCUUCUUUGCUGCGUGUCUGCAACCGGCAUCCAUGAUUGUGCUGAGCAACAUUGGCAGCCUGGCUUCCUCCCUAAUGCUGGUGCUUUUUGAUAGGAACCGAGUUUGCCUCUGGGUGGCCACUUCCGUGUAUGGAGCCUCCAUGGCCACCACGUUUCCCAGUGGCGUUUCUUGGAUUGAGCAGUACACCACUAUCCAUGGGAAAGCGGCGGCGUUUUUUGUGGUUGGCGCUGCCUUGGGAGAAAUGGCUAUUCCUGCAGUGAUUGGGAUCCUUCAGGGACAGUAUCCAGACUUGCCUGUAGUUCUGUACACCUCUUUGGGGUCAGCAGCAGCCACUGCCAUCUUAUUCCCUGUGAUGUAUAAGUUAGCCACCAUACCUCUCGCUCAUCAGCGAAAGGAGCACAGGAAGAGUGAGGACCAGAAAGCUCUGCUGUCUGCCUCCGAGCUGAAUGACUACGAGGAAGAGAACGAAGAAGAUGAUGCAGAAAAAUGGAAUGAGAUGGAAUUUGAAGUGAUAGAAACAGAUGAUAGGAUUAGGAACUCUAUAAUGGGCACGUCUAGAGAGAUUCUGAGAGUGCCCACAGAUGACAUUCUCAUCCACUCAGCUGCUUUAUCUGCAGUCAACAUCAGUAACUCCCAUGUCAAUCACCUUAUAUGAAACUUCGACAAAAGAAGAUGAACUAUUUUCUGACUUCUGAACAACUGCCAGUUCUAUAGAGGCUGAUUAAUAGCAUAUUUCAUCAUACUUUGUGUCAACAUUUCUGGAUCCGUAUUGCAGUGCUCAAGAGUUUGAAACAUUGUGUGUAUUUCAGAGACUUCCAUAAAGAACCCAAUAUUUUAUUUAAAAAAAAAAUUUUUUUAACCAGAGCACUAUUCAGCUCUGACUUAACUGUGACACACAGGAAUUUAACUUGAGACCUCAGAGUCUCAAGGAUGAAAGUCAUUUUACAUACCCAUCAUGCUAUCUUCCUGGUCCUCCCACAAUGGUUCUGUACAAGAAGAUCUUGUUGUGAGGCCAGUUUUUGAUGCGCGACUGAUUUGGUAAUGUUUUAUAAGCUUUACCCCUCAGAUCACAUAAAGAAGGUAUUUAUUUUUGAGAUGUAUGCUGCCAUUUUAAUAGAACAAAACUGUCUUGUAAGUCAGUGAACCGAAGGAAUUAUCAACCAGUGGUAUUCUGCCAGAGAAGCUGACGAGAGUCACUUUGUAAAGGAGCAUCUUUGAAAAUGAACAGAGGGUCUGUGGCCAUACCUCCCUGAACAUACUCGGUCUCGUCUGACCAUGGAUAGAGGUUUCUUAUUAAGUGACCUGCCAUAUUGGCAGCAUUUGGCCAAAGAAAUUUUGAUUUCUGUGAAGAGAACACCCAGAAGUCUAGAGAUCUGUCUUCAAACCACAACUAUCAUUUCCUCCCCUUCUGUAUCUGCAAUCUCUUAGUUCAUUGGCACCUCAGUGUCUCAACUCCUGCUCUCUCACUGUACAAAUGAAAACGAGAUGAUGUCCGUGUUGGGAAUCUGUAAAUUUUUUUAAUUUGUUCACGUUAGAAAUAAUGGAAGAAUGCAUGUCAGUUUAAGAAACCCAGUGUCUGAUACUUUGGCUAAUGAUUUGAAUACAUUGUUUUUAGUAUUGCAUUUUAUUGAUUAUCAGAAGUGCUGUUUUUGGCAUUUUUGUCAUCUGUGGAAUCAGAUCUUGUUAAAAACAGUCCUCUUUUGGGAGUCGGGCGGUAGCGCAGUGAGUUAAGAACACGCGGCGCAAAGUGCAACGACCAGUGUAUGGAUCCCGGUUCGAGCCCUUGGCUCCCCACCUGCAGGGGAAUCGCUUCACAGGUGGUGAAGCAGGUUUGCAGGUGUCUAUCUUUUUCUCCCCCUCUCUGUCUUCCCCUCCUCUCUCCAUUUCUCUCUGUCCUAUCCAACAAGGAUGACAUCAGUAUCAACAACAAUAAAACAACAAGGGCAACAAAAGGGAAUAAAUAAAUAUUUUUUAAAAAGUCCUCUUUUAACAGUGUAAGAAAAUGUUAUUGACAAUUUUUUCAUAUACAUAUAGAAAUAGUGUGUAUAUAUAUUUUUCAUCAGAGUUAUUGCUUGGAUUCAGCUCCUACAUGGCUCCACUCCCAGCAGCCACUACUGUUAUCAUUACUUUUUGAAAAAUUAUAUAUAUUAUAAAUAUAUAAUAUAUACAUACAUAUAUAUGUAUGUAUAUAUAUAUAUAUAUAGAGAGAGAGAGAGAGAGAAGGAGAGACUAAGGAGAUAAACUUGCAGCACUGUUCUACCAUUUGUGAAACUUACCCCCCUGCCAGUGGGCAGUGGGGGCUGCAGCCUAGACCCUCACAUACAACAAUGUAGUUGGUCCGAGAGUUGUGGCUUAUUAAGCUGUUUAACAAUGUGUGUGCUGUACGCGCUGAGCCACCACCCAGUUCCAAAAAUUAUGUCACAUUUCAUGGACUGGCAGGAUAACUCACCUGGAAAGGGGUCUGCUCUGCCCUACACAUGACUUAGGUUCAAGUCCUGCCCCCUCACAUCCACACUCUCUCUCUUAUUUCUCUGUCUCCGUAUCUCAUGGGCUACCUGUGAAAGUUAGCCUGGAGAGGUGAGGCCCAGUGGUGGCAACACAAUUAGAAAGUGAUAUUUUAUAAUUAGUGUCUUAGAUUCAGUGAAAGAGAGUAAUUCAGUCUAUGAGGCAAAGUUUUUGUUUACAGACAUUUUUGAAAGUUGUUUUGAUAUGCUAAUUGUUCUCUGUGUUCAAACAGCACUUGAGAGAUGCUGUUUUCUGAUUUUAAAGCUGCCUCAGACUUUCUACAUGAGUAUUAGAGCUGUUGGUGGGGCUUCUUGAGGUAGCAGUCCGGUUGGAAUCUUCAUUUACUAUUGACUCCUCGCUGAAUGGGAUUGGUGAUCCCAUGGUCAGCUCGGUUACCCAAGCUGCUAGCUUAAUUUAGACUCUGCCAGUAGUUGGAAUACUUCUAUCGCCCCUCUGGAGUCUCUUCCUGAGCUUGAAGUAAGUACCUGGGAAGGUAAAGUAAUAAUUAGAAAGUAACUUGCAAAAAAAAAAAGAGAGAGAGAGAAAUGACCUGCUGGCCAAAGCGGGACCAGAAAGGGCAUUGUCAUAUGAACAGGGCAGAGCGUCCGUGGGGAGCCCUGGGCGAACAGUAUCGAGUUCUGUGCUGAUACUCGUCAUCUCUCCCUCACUGCAUUAUUAACAGUCCCCUUCCUAAUUUCUGUAAAUUUGGCUUUUCUUAAUGGAAGUACAGAUGUUUUCCUGAUGACUGCUAGAUAACCUGUACCUGCCAUAAUUUUGGUUCCUAAUUUUUAAUCUUACUUUUUGGAGAGGAGAAGUUUUAUUAUUAUUAUAAAUAUAGUGAGAAUAUUCCAAAUUUCAUCACAGAAGAUUAGGGAAGAGAAAAAUAUAUAUAUUUGGCCAGCACUUGGGCUUCACCACUGCAGACUGCUUUUUUCUUUUUCUUUUUCUUUUUUUCCCCCCCACAGAUAUAUGGAUAGACAGAAAGAUACCCUUGAACCUGGGUAGUGUGACAAAGCUGUUUUGUUGGCCCAAGUAUAAAUAAUUUCAGUCUUAAAACACUUAGCAAGACUUUAAUUUCUUACUAACACAGUUUCCUAGUUAAAGAGUAAAAUAUUUUAAAAACAUUCCUUCUCAUCAAAAUAUCAAAAACAAUUUGAUUUUGUGAUUCUUGGCUAGGUUUCCUCCUGCCUUGGGUAGAAGGAAUUGAUAACCUGAUGCCUAUUUUAUCUGUCUUACAUAAGUUGGGGUCCUGUGGAAAUCAUCAUGUCUCUCUUACAUCCUCACCCUUUAGCAACCCUCCUUACUGGCCUUUGUUUUUUGUUUGUUUGUUUGUUUUAUGGGUCUAUAAGUGUAAUCCCCAUGUCAUGCUAAUACCCAAGGUUUCUCCAUCAGAGAGAACCAAACUCUGAUACACUUUGCCUGAAAAGACUCCCAGGAUAUCCGGGAACCCUUAGUGCAGGUGGAGAGCAAAGGCCUCUGUUGUUACAUGAGAAGGUUUCACCUGUACUUGUACCAAAUAAACACCUGUUUUAUUGCCCUUA
Messenger RNA from Erinaceus europaeus (western European hedgehog), 5185 nucleotides. RefSeq names its product major facilitator superfamily domain containing 4B (gene SLC60A2). The annotation marks the transcript as partial. Lineage: Eukaryota; Metazoa; Chordata; Mammalia; Eulipotyphla; Erinaceidae. The record is from RefSeq and is a predicted model, not a curated record. The transcript is spliced from 4 exons.